Molecule: messenger RNA, 353 nt
Organism: Gekko japonicus
Lineage: Eukaryota; Metazoa; Chordata; Lepidosauria; Squamata; Gekkonidae
Product: HAUS augmin-like complex subunit 5
Exons: 3
Biological process (GO): spindle assembly; centrosome cycle
Cellular component (GO): HAUS complex; centrosome
Source: RefSeq, a predicted model, not a curated record
AAGAUCGCCGGUUCCCACCCGCCUGCCCACAUCCUCUCGGCCCUGGAGCACCUGGCCCUCCAGAACACCCACCAGCUGCAGGAACUCACCGACGGCAUCGACAUCCCUCGUGACGUGGAAGCACUCAAGUUCCGCUAUGCCAGCGCCCACCUGGAAGACGUCUCGGAUGCGGCGGACGACCUGCCUUCUGUCCAGGGACUCAUACAGGAAGGCUGGAGUGAGUGCGAGAUGCUCUGCGUGCAGCAGCUCCCCCUGCAGGCCAAGCAGAAGCAGCUUGCGGCGCAGCUCGGAGUCAUCGUCCAGGAGAUGCACCGUCUUCUGUCUGACGGCUCGGAGCGCUCCAUCUUGGCCAG